Condylostylus longicornis is the source of this 4531-nucleotide messenger RNA. It is a transcript of the gene GABA-B-R2, whose product is annotated as gamma-aminobutyric acid type B receptor subunit 2. The record is from RefSeq and is a predicted model, not a curated record. Gene Ontology annotation, molecular function: G protein-coupled GABA receptor activity. Bases 294 to 4022 code for a protein of 1242 amino acids. Gene Ontology annotation, biological process: gamma-aminobutyric acid signaling pathway; G protein-coupled receptor signaling pathway. Lineage: Eukaryota; Metazoa; Arthropoda; Insecta; Diptera; Dolichopodidae. The transcript has 16 exons. Gene Ontology annotation, cellular component: membrane; G protein-coupled receptor heterodimeric complex.
AAAUUAAAAGCUUACUAAUUUAAAAAUCUCUAAUAGAAAAAAAUUAUUUUAUUUUCGAAAUUUAAAAAUUUAAUUUAAUUUAUAAGUUUAUAAUAUUAAAAGAGAUAAAGAAAAUAUCUUAAGAUGAUUUUAUUUUUCAUUUGAAAAUUUUCUAAUAAAGAAGAUUGAAAAUUCAAUAUGGACGCGAAAAAAUUAUGUAUCCUGUGAAAAUUUUCUCAUAAUUAAUUUUCAUCCAAGUAAAUUACAUUAAGGGAAUUAAAUUUUUGUGAACAAUCAACUUUGUUUAUCGCAAUAUGAGUGGAAUAAAAAAUGCAAUAAAAAUUAUUAUCGUAAUCAGUCUAUUUACUUUAUCUUCGAGUUUUAAGCGAUCCGAUGUAUAUAUAGCCGGAUUUUUUCCUUAUGGAGAAGGAAUUGAAAAUUCAGCUACAGGACGUGGCGUUAUGCCAAGUGUUAAACUGGCUUUGGAUCACGUAAAUGAACAUGAAGAAAUUUUGAGAAAUUAUCGUCUUCAUAUGUGGUGGAAUGAUACUGAAUGUAAUGCAGCGGUUGGUGUUAAAUCAUUUUUUGAUAUGAUGCACUCUGGUCCACAUAAAUUAAUGUUAUUUGGUGCAGCAUGCACUCAUGUAACCGAUCCAAUAGCAAAAGCAAGUAAACAUUGGCAUUUAACACAAUUAUCAUAUGCCGACACGCAUCCAAUGUUUACAAAAGAUGCCUUUCCAAAUUUUUUUCGAGUUGUACCAUCCGAAAAUGCUUUUAACGCACCAAGAUUAGCUCUCUUGAGAGAAUUUAAUUGGACCCGAGUUGGAACUAUAUAUCAGAAUGAACCAAGAUAUUCAUUACCACAUAAUCACAUGGUAGCAGACUUAGAUGCUAUGGGCUUAGAAGUAUUGGAAACACAAAGUUUCGUGAAUGAUGUUAAUGAACCAUUAAAAAAAUUACGAGAAAAAGAUGUUCGAAUAAUUUUGGGUAAUUUCAAUGAAUAUUGGGCGAGGAAAAUUUUUUGUGAAGCUUACAGAUUGGAUAUAUAUGGAAGAUCUUAUCAAUGGAUAAUAAUGGGAACUUAUUCUGUUGAAUGGUGGAAUUAUACCGAUACAAAUUGCAAAGUAGAACAAAUUACAACUGCAUUAGAAGCAACAAUAAUGACUGAUCUAUUGCCACUUUCAACUGGUGGUGAAAUAACUAUUGCAGGAAUUACGGCUGAUGAGUAUUUAACAGAAUAUGAUAGUCGCCGCGGAAUUGAAUAUUCAAGAUUUCAUGGUUAUACAUAUGAUGGAAUUUGGGCGGCAGCUUUAGCAAUCGAAUAUGUAUCACGAAGAAGAGAGCAAUUUCUAACACAAUUUGAAUAUCGAGUUAAAGAUUGGGAAAAUAUAUUCUUAGAAGCAUUAAGAAAUACCAGUUUUGAAGGCGUAACGGGGCCAGUAAGAUUUUACAAUAACGAACGUAAAGCAAAUAUUCUAAUAAAACAAUUUCAAUUUGUCCAAGAGGAGAAAAUUGGUGAAUAUAAUUCUUUGACAGAAAGAUUAGACCUAUCUUUGGGAAAACCUAUCAAAUGGGUUGGAACUAAACCCCCAAAAGAUCGUCAACUGAUUUAUAUUGAACAUGGACAAAUUAAUAUUACAAUUUAUGUGGUAUCUGCAAGUUGUUCGGUUGUUGGUAUAAUAAUAGCAUUAAUAUUUUUAGCUUUUAAUAUCAAAUAUCGAAAUCAAAGAUAUAUAAAGAUGUCCAGUCCACAUCUUAACAAUUUAAUAAUUGUUGGAUGUAUGCUAACUUACCUUAGCAUAAUAUUUUUGGGUUUAGAUACCACAUUAAGUAGCGUCGCUGCAUUUCCAUAUAUUUGUACAACUCGUGUAUGGUUAUUGAUGGCUGGCUUCAGUUUAGCUUUUGGUGCGAUGUUCUCUAAAACGUGGAGAGUACAUUCAAUUUUCACAGAUCUAAAAUUAAAUAAAAAAGUUAUUAAAGACUAUCAGUUAUUUAUGGUUGUGGGUAUAUUAUUGGCAAUUGACAUAAUUAUUAUAACGACAUGGCAAAUCGCAGAUCCAUUUUAUAGAGAUACAAAAAGAAUGGAAGCUAAAGUCCACGAAAAUCUUGAGGACGUUCUAAUUAUUCCAGAAAAUGAAUAUUGUCAAUCAAAUCAUAUAACAAUCUUUGUUGGAAUUAUUUAUGCAUACAAGGGAAUUUUAUUGAUUUUUGGAGCCUUUUUAGCUUGGGAAACCCGACAUGUUUCAAUUCCUGCUCUUAAUGACUCUAAACAUAUUGGAUUUUCAGUGUAUAAUGUGUUCAUAACCUGUUUGGCUGGAGCUGCUAUAUCGUUAGUUUUAGCUGAUAGAAAGGAUCUGGUUUUUGUUUUAUUAUCUUUUUUCAUUAUAUUUUGUACAACGGCAACAUUAUGUUUGGUGUUCGUACCGAAAGUAAGACUAGUACUUGUUGAGUUAAAGAGGAAUCCACAAGGAGCUGUUGAUAAGCGGAUAAGAGCAACUUUAAGACCAAUGUCUAAAAAUCGUCGUGACUCUUCUGUCUGUGAAUUAGAACAACGUUUAAGAGAUGUUAAAUCGACCAAUUGCCGUUUUAGAAAAGCUUUAAUGGAAAAGGAGGCGGAAUUGCAAGCUUUAAUAAGAAAAUUAGGACCGGAAGCUAGAAAAUGGUUAGAUGGAAAUUGCGCUGGUAACGGUAAUAGUUAUGACACAGAACCUAUUUUAAAUGACACAAAUCGUUUGUCGGCACCAGUUAUUAAAAGAGAUAUGCCAAGUGCCACAGAAGUUACCGAAUUGACAUCCGUCGAUAGUGUAAUGUCAACUCAUGCUGAAAUGGAUACAACAACAACAACGUCAUCACAAAAAAAACGGGUUCAAACUGUUACUCCUACACAUGAUAAAGCACCAACAGUAAUAGCUCCCCAACCGCCACAAAAUCAGCAGCAACCACCAUUACCACCAAAAUCGCAAGAAGUACUACAUCAACAAAUGCACCAAUUGCCAUCUGAAACGAUUUCUAUGAGUAUACCACCACCAAGUUCACAACACAUUCCGAAAUCCGAAGAUCAUGUUCUUCAUCAUCGAAUUAUAGAAAAGCGGAGCUCUGUCUCAGCUCAAACAGAUCCUCCAAACAUAAUUAGCCAGCAACAAAUGAAAAAACAUGAAUGUAAUAAUAUUAAACAUGAAGAAUUAAUACAAAGGGAAAGGAAACAAUCAAUGGAUUAUCGUGAAAAGAAGAAAUCUUCAGAAAUAUCAAGUCAAUCUUCAACACCAAAAUCAAAGCAUAAUACAUCACAUAGAAAUUCAAAUGCAUCAAUGCAUAAUGGAUCAAAUUCUGAGCUAAGCUGUCCUCAUAUAAAAAAUAACAAUAGCAACAUUAAUAAUAAUAACAACAAUAACAAUAAUAAUAACAACAAUAACAACAUAAAUAACAACACAAAAGUAGAAACCAGGAAAGUUACAACUCAAAUAAAUCCCAAUCAAUGUAAAAGUAGUUUUGUGGUUUCUCAAAGUGAUUUAUGGGAUACUCAAACCUUAUCACAUGCUAAACAACAUUCAAGACAUUCACCAAGAAAUUAUCCAAAUCAACAACGUUGUUCCGAACAUAGUCACAUUAUACAGUAUGAACCGAAUGCAACAUCACCUAUACAACGAUCUGUAUCCGAGAAAAAUCGUCAAAAACAUCGACAUAAACCACAGAAAGGUACAGUAUGUCAAAGUGAAACAGAUAGUGAGCGCGAACGUGAACCACCAACCCCUUCACCAUGUUCAAAUACAAGAAAAUUAAACAAAACGAAUAUUCAACAACACGCCCACCAUCAUUCAUCACCAAAUGUUGCUCCAGAUAAACGAAAACAUAGAAAUAAAAAUGAUUCUACAAUAUACGCAGCCAGUUCUGAAUCAGAAUUAUUGGAUGGUGAUACUGCAAUUUUACCAAUUUUCCGUAAACUUUUAACCGAAAAACAACAACCAAGACAAAAAGGACGCAGCAUAGUUGGACAAAGUUGUCCUAAUAUAUCAAUUAAAUGUGACAUAGUUGAAUAUUUAUAAGAGGUUUUAGUAAAUUGCCAAAAAAACGGAUUCUAUACAGAGGCAAAACUUUUAAUUUUAAAUAAAUUACAUGCAUAGUAUAUAAAUUUCAAAAAGAUUAAAAUGUUAAAUAAGUAGUUUGCUUUGUCAAUUAAAAAUAUGGAAACGAAAUUAAAAAAAAAUAAGCAAUGCUAAUUUUAUUGUUAUAAGUAAAUUAUGUAUGUACAUAAUAUUGUAACUAUGCUUAUAAUAUCUAUUACAAGCUAACAGUUAAAAGGAAUAUUUUGAUGUUCUGAUUACAAAGCACGGUAAGAGAAUUUAGUUUUUAUUAUUUGGAAAAAAUUUACUAAUAAUUUUCAUAGCUACGUUAUUGUUUCUUCUUAUGAUUUAAACAUUUAUAAAGCAUAUUUUGCAAUUCAUUAUUUUGAAUGUAUGUAUUUUUCCUUUAAUGAAUUGAAAAAAAGAAAAUAAAUAAGUAAAAUUUACGUUGACUUAUUAAAUAAAGUUUAAUAAUAACAAAAUUUAUGUAA